CGUUGAUGGGGAUACUCAAACUAUUCCUCAUGAAUUGAUAACUGAAAAUGAAAUGCUUAGAAGAGAGAUUGCUACUUUGCGUGAACAAUGGGAUGCUGCUAUAAAUAGAUCUAUAGCUAAUGAUCUACGAAUUCUAGAGCUUACGGAUAGGGAAAUGGUUGAUUUCAGUGCUCAGUGCACUCCUACAGAAUCCAAUAUCUGUCAAUCCUGUAAUGGUGUAUUAGGCAAGACUUCAUCUGUCUGCAGUGCAAGCACUCAGACGGAAAAAUUGAUAAUAGAAGAGGGUUAUCAGUGCACUGACACUCUUGGCUCUACUCAGAAACAAGAUGGCGCUACGCAGACUAGUGUGGAAAAUGGUGAAAUUAUUCCUCAUGUGCUUCCUUAUGGUCUGGACAAAAGUCAUCUUGACCUCCUACUUGAAGAGAAUGUGAGUCUCAUGGACCAAAUAAUAUCUAUAGGCAGUGAGCUAGAGAAGGCAAGGAAAAUUCAAUCUCAAAUGGAAGAUCUUACUGUUGCUUUCAACACAUCAAGAAGUGAACAUUUGAGCUCUUGCGAUUCGCCUACAAACGUAGAUAUUAAUGUUAGAAUAUGGGCUGAUAGUCAUGGGAGAGGAAUAAACGAUGCUCUUGACAAAUUACUUCCUUCAAAUUAUAAAUCUACCACCCACAUUGCACCAGGUGCUCCAAUGGAGAUUGUUAUCGAGAAUAUGCUCUGCAAACGUGAAAUUGAGAGCACUAAAUCAAGUGACUAUGUAGUUUUGAUAGGAGGCACAAAUAGUUUCAGUGCUGAUGGAAAUACAGAGGAUCUCUUGAAAAACUUUACAGAACGUCUUGUGAAAGUGAUAGAGGCAUACAAGCAUACAAACUUUAUUCUCACUACUGUUCCAUAUAGAUACGAUCUUCGAGAGAAUUCGAUAGAAAACAUCAGAAUCAAUCGUAUCAAUAGAGUCAUCAGAAAUAUACCUAAGUUCUAUCAAGGGGGAUCUGUGAAGAUUGUUAGUGUUUGGGCAUAUGAAAGAUCACUACAUACAGGUCAUGGCUUGCACCUUAACAAAAGAGGAAAACGUAGAUUAGCAUGGGAUAUUUAUAAAAAGGUAGUUGAGAAGUCAUUUGGAAAAGUAUUCAGGAAGCAUGAAAGAGAACUGAGACCCGAAAUACUAGUGGAAAAUGGAUGCAACCCAUCUAUUACUCCCCAACAUGGUUCUUUUUUAGAAGAGUAGAGGAGCGAAGGUCUGAUUCGAUUACUACGCCUGUAUGCACACAAACUGUGACUGAUGUUGCCAUUUCGACAAGUGAUUCAUAUAAGAUUCCAGUUUAUAACCGUAACAAUCUCAAAGGUGGUGCUGAUAGAAAUAUUUCUAUUAAUAAAUUGAAAUUAUCUAUUCUUCAUAUUAAUAUACAAUCCAUCAGAAAUAAAUUGAGUAUGAUAGAAGCUGAACUUGUAAACAAACCAGUGGAUGUUUUAUGUAUGUGUGAACACUGGUGUGUGAGAGAUGAAAUAGAUUGUUAUGUGCCAUCUAAUUACGUGCUUGCUAGUUUCUAUUGUAGAGAGCCACCACAGUCACACGGGGGAUCGUCCAUAUAUGUUAAGAAAGAUAACAUUUUUGAAGUUAUCGACGUAGCCAAUCUUUGCACUGAUUUUCUAUGUGAGGCUUCAGCCAUCAAGCUUAUUGAGAAUUCUAUUAUUGUAAUAAAUGUAUACAGGACUCCGAACUCUGAUGUAAAGACUUUCUUUGUGUAUCUUGAAAAUCUGUUGGAAUAUAUUCUCACAAAAUGUUGUAAAUCUAUUAUAUUGGCAGGAGAUUUUAAUGUAAAUAUCUUGGAUGUUAACAGUUUGGCUUGUAAUGAUUUUUUAAAUCUUCUUAGGUCUUUUAAUGUUUAUUGUGCGAAUAAGUUGCCCACUAGGGGGCAAGCUUGCCUAGAUAAUAUUAUCACUGAUAUUCAACCUGAUUUAUGUAAAGUAUCAUUGCUGGGUGAAGGAAGAUUGUCAGAUCAUGCAGGGGUGUGGCUGGAGAUUUCUGUACAAGAUUCUAAGACUGGGAAUGUACGAAACAAGACUGUAACCAAACGAUUAAUAACUGAUGAUAGAUUAUUAGAACUUAAGAAUAGAUUUUUGAAUGUUAACUGGUCUCAGAACUGUUACAAUGAAAAUUUGAAUGUAGCUUUUGAAAAUUUUAUGAAUGUAAUAUUGAAUCAUUUUAAUAUAUGUUGUCCUGUAAUUACUUAUGUUGAAAGUGCUAAGAAAAAAUCUUGUAACAAGUGGUACACACCUCAAAUAGCAAAUAUGAGAAAUUGGCUGAUUAUUUUGUAUAAUAGAUGGAAGUAUAGUCAUGACAUUGAAGAUAGGCAAAACUUCUUGAAAUUUAAAAGAGAUUAUAGGAAAGCCAUUACAAACUCUAAAAUUAAGACCAAUGAUGACUGUAUUACUAGAGCAAAAAAUUUGUGUAAAGCGGCAUGGAAUAUUAUAAAAACUGAGUCAGCAACUUCUGGAUAUAAACAGCAAGAGCCACCUAUAUCAGCAGAUGUUUUAAACAAUUAUUUUAUAAAUGUAUCAUGUGCUAUUAAUGCUAGUAACGUACCUUCUGAGAAUCAUUCAAUUUUGUUAAAUAAAUUUAAAAUGCCUUUGAACUUAGAAAAUAAUAAUUUCAAAUGGAAAAAAGUGGAACCAAAGCUGGUUCUUGACAUUGUAAAAAAUCUAAGCACUUCAUCAGCAGGUGAUAUUUAUGGCCUGAGCAAUGUCGUUGUCAAAGGUUUCAUAGAAGGUAUACUGACACCUCUUACAUUUCUGAUUAAUUCAGUUCUUAUGGGUGGAAAAUUUCCAGAUUGCUUAAAGCUCAGUAAGGUAACUCCGGUUUACAAGAAAGGUGAUAAAACGCAGCCUAAUAGUUACAGACCAAUAGCUUUAGUUCCUAUAAUAGGUAAGAUUAUUGAAGCCUGUAUGUUUGUUCAAUUGUACGACUAUUUUAAUUCCAAUGACUUACUCUAUGAACAUCAAUAUGGUUACCGACCGAAACAUUCUACCAUAACAGCCGUUGAGACUGUUGUUAAUAGGAUAUUAGAAGCAUUUGAGAAUAAGUUAAUUGCAGGUGUGUGUCUAAUAGAUUUACAAAAAGCAUUCGACUCCAUAUCACACACUAUUCUAGAGAAUAAAUUACGCCACUAUGGUAUCUUGGGCAGUGAGCUAAAUGUAAUCAUGUCUUAUCUGCAGAAUAGGAGACAAGUUGUAAUUAUAAACAGUAAGAAGUCAGAAGUUGUAAAGGUGAUAGCAGGAGUACCUCAAGGGUCGAUAUUGGGCCCAUUCCUAUUUCUAAUAUUCAUGAAUGACUUUCAUUGUAGUGUAUCAUCUAAUAAUUGUCUACCAAUACUGUAUGCAGACGACACAUCAUUGAUGUGCUCUCAAAAAAGACAGGAAGACGUUACAGCAAGGUUGAUAGAGAGUAUCCAAUUGUCUACGGCCUGGUUUGAAUCUAAUAGAUUAGCAAUUAAUAAUGAUAAGACUGAGAAUAUAUAUUUUUCAUUGGCGAACAAUGUUUGUGAGAAUAGAUCAGUCAAAUUGUUAGGUUUAUAUUUAGAUAAUAAGUUAACAUGGAAAGAGCAAGUGGAGUUUGUAUGCAGGAAAAUUUCAAGAGUAGUCUAUCUUAUAAGGAAGUUAAAAUAUUGCGUAGGUACUCAAACACUACUGAUGACCUAUUUUGGCCUGUUCCACUCACUCAUCAGUUAUGGAGUUAUGCUGUGGGGGAACAGCAGCAAUGCAGGAAGGGUGUUAAUACUACAGAAAAAAGUCAUCAGAAUUAUUGCUAACCUGCAGCAAAGAGAUUCCUGUAGAGAGAGUUUUAUUAAAUUCGGUAUAAUGACUGUGACUUCAUUGUAUAUUUACUACAAUCUAAUCCAGGUGAGAAACAAUUUGGGAAAUUAUCUUCAAAAUAGUGAUAACCAUAAUUACAAUACCAGACAAAACGGUGACCUUCUCACACCCUAUGUAAGAUUGUCUAGAACUCAUAGGAGUCAUAUGUAUCAGAGGCAUGUAAUGUUUAAUAAAAUCCCCAUAGCAAUAAGAAAUUUGCAAGAAAAAAGCUUUAAAUUAGUGGUAAAGAAUUGGCUGAAAAAGAAUCCAUUUUAUAACUUAAGAGAAUUUCUAGACUGUGAUAUUAGUAGUAUUGCUAGACUGUGAGCUAUAAUUAGUUUUCAUGUUAUAUAUUAUAUUGUAAUAUGUAUUUCAAAUUUAUAUUUUGACGAAGCCUAUUGCAUUGAUGUUUAUAUGUUUAAUGGCAAAUAAAAUUC
This is a messenger RNA of Nilaparvata lugens (brown planthopper), 4280 nucleotides long. RefSeq lists its product as uncharacterized. The transcript has 2 exons. Lineage: Eukaryota; Metazoa; Arthropoda; Insecta; Hemiptera; Delphacidae. The coding region runs from base 53 to 1219 and encodes 388 amino acids. The record is from RefSeq and is a predicted model, not a curated record.